Molecule: messenger RNA, 387 nt
Organism: Peromyscus californicus insignis
Lineage: Eukaryota; Metazoa; Chordata; Mammalia; Rodentia; Cricetidae
Product: 60S acidic ribosomal protein P1-like
Exons: 1
Coding region: 1-345 (114 amino acids)
Biological process (GO): translational elongation; cytoplasmic translation
Cellular component (GO): cytosolic large ribosomal subunit; ribosome
Molecular function (GO): protein kinase activator activity; ribonucleoprotein complex binding; structural constituent of ribosome
Source: RefSeq, a predicted model, not a curated record
AUGGCCUCGGUUUCCGAGCUUCCCUGCAUCUACUCCGCCCUCAUCCUGCAUGACGACGAGGUGACGGUCAUGGAGGACAAGAUCAACGCCCUUAUUAAAGCGGCUGGUGUCAAUGUGGAACCUUUCUGGUCUGGCUUGUUUGCAAAGGCCCUGGCCAGUGUCAACAUUGGGAGCCUCAUCUGCAACGUAGGGGCUGGUGGGCCUGCUCCAGCAGCUGGAGCCGCGCCAGUAGGCAGUCGUGCCCCCUCUGCUGCUGCUGCCCCAGCUGAGGAGAAGAAAGUGGAAGCAAAGAAGGAAGAAUCUGAGGAGUCUGAUGACGACAUGGGCUUUGGUCUUUUUGACUAAACCUCUUUUGUUAACAUGUCCAAUAAAAACAUGAACCUGUAA